AUGGCAAACGACUCCAACUUUCACCGGCGCGCAGAAUGGGCCCCGCACAAAGAGACCAUCUUAGGCUGGCCUGGCCUAGAGGGGACUCUCAAGGAGCAUCCCGAAAGGCUGGCAAGAGCUACGCAAGAAGUGUCAAAUAUUGCUCAAGCCAUCGCCCAUUUCGAGCCCGUUACUGUAAUUGUGGGCAGUGAGCGCAUUGAAGAGGCUGAGACAUACUUUGCCGGAAUUGAUACGCCUUUCUCAAUCAAAUUGCACCGUAUUGAAGGUACAAGCUUGGACAUAUGGUUGAGAGACUUCGCGCCCACAUUCGUCGUCAAGGAGUCCGACGGCAACCUUGCCGGCCUUGACUGGAACUUUAACGGCUGGGGAGGGAGAUACCCCACUCCUACAACCAAAACUCUGGCAAAAACUUUCUUGUCUGACAAUUCAAUCGAGCGAAUCGAAACGUCCAUCGUGACCGAAGGUGGCGCACUCGAGACGGAUGGUGAUGGAACUCUCUUGGUGACGGAAAGCUCAAUCCUCAACGACAACAGAAACCCAGGCAAAUCGCGUAAAGACGUUGAAACUGAGCUUCGUCGUACUCUGGGAGCCGAAAAGGUCAUUUGGAUUCCUGGCAGGAAGCGCGCAGAUGCGACGGACUGCCAUGCUGACGCUUUGGCUCGCUUCGUUAGGCCAGGUGUGGUCCUCCUGAGCAAAGCCAAUGAGGUCGAGGCGAAAGACAGGACUAUCGUCUACGAAGAGGCACUCGAGAUUUUAGCCAAUGCAACUGAUGCAAAGGGCCGUCCGUUCGAGAUCGUCGAGAUAGAAGAACCUGACCAAGAGAUGUUCCCUCCGAGCGACUUUGGCGACAGUCCUCCUGUGCGAAGCUACGUCAACUACGUGCUGGCCAACGGAGGCAUUAUUCUUCCUCAAUUCGGCGACCCAGCCCAUGAUGCUGCGGCCAUAAGAGCAAUGCAGAGGCUUUUUGGCGACGAGAGAAGAAUCUACCCCGUUCUGAUUGAAGAAUUGCCACUAUUGGGAAGUGGACCUCAUGCAGCGACGCAGGAAGUGCCCAUGUUUCCAUAG
Akanthomyces muscarius is the source of this 1065-nucleotide messenger RNA. RefSeq lists its product as uncharacterized. NCBI's taxonomy places the organism in Eukaryota, Fungi, Ascomycota, Sordariomycetes, Hypocreales, Cordycipitaceae. Gene Ontology annotation, biological process: putrescine biosynthetic process. The transcript has a single exon. The record is from RefSeq and is a predicted model, not a curated record. Bases 1 to 1065 code for a protein of 354 amino acids. Gene Ontology annotation, molecular function: agmatine deiminase activity; protein-arginine deiminase activity.